Oppia nitens is the source of this 1164-nucleotide messenger RNA. RefSeq lists its product as uncharacterized. NCBI's taxonomy places the organism in Eukaryota, Metazoa, Arthropoda, Arachnida, Sarcoptiformes, Oppiidae. The record is from RefSeq and is a predicted model, not a curated record. The transcript is spliced from 7 exons. Bases 1 to 1164 code for a protein of 387 amino acids.
AUGUUAAAGAAUGAAAUAUUUUAUUAUCUGGAUGACAUACAGACUGGUAUUAAAUUAGUCAAACAUAUAACUGUACCCAAAUUGGAUGAUAAUAUCAGAUAUAGUUGUGUSACUAAAUUUGACUGUCCAUAUGUGGAGAAAGAAUAUCGUAUAAAAUGUGAACAAUUAGAGGACAUUACUUGGUUUAUACCACGUAAUUACACCGAAUACGAGCUCAUGUAUGUCAAUGGUUAUGAUGACAAUAAUAUUGAUGAUACCGGUGCCAAACGUAUUGUUUAUAACACAAUUGAACGAUUUUACUUAAAAGAUAAACGAUAUUAUAUUAUCAAAAGUGAUUUACUUAUAAUCAACUUCGGUAUUAUACAUAACGGUGUCUAUUAUUGCAGUCAUGACCGAUACAAAAGUAGAGAAUCAUUUGCCUUAAAGACUAUCGGUCAUAUGGUUGAUGGCAAGUGCAGAUAUGAUGAUCACUGCCAAAGUAACAUAUGUCAUAAUAAAAAGUGUAAAUGCAAUAAGGGUCAGGUAUACAUAUCGGACAGUGAUCAGUGUGUAAAUUCUAUUAAAUUUGACGAUCAGUGUCAAUAUGAUGCUCAGUGCUCGCAAAUAUUGGGCAAAGGUAGGGCCAAAUGUGUAGACAGUCGGUGCAAAUGUCGAGAGUCGUAUACAAUGGCAAAUAUCACUAUGAAUAGGAAAAUGUGCUAUAAAAUUGCUGAUCUCAACCAACAGUGCAAAAGUAGUGCCCAGUGUUCAGCUGGCAAUGAAAAUGCAUUUUGCGGAAUGUCUGGAUGUCAGUGCAAAAGUGGCUACAAAUUGGAUGUCAAAAGUAAUGAAUGUAUAGCUCGACGACAGUGCGAUUCAUCGGCACUGGGAUUCAAUGACAAAUAUGAACGGGGAGAUUGCGCUUCCGGUGAAUUUUGUCGCCAAUCAGUAUGUCUAUGUCUACCAAACUAUAGACUAUCCACCGAUGACGACAAGUGUCACGCGCCAAAUAUAUCCGAUGAAAAAUGGUACAACAAGUAUGGCUAUUAUAUAAUCGCUGCAAUGGCUGUACUAUUGAUACUAAUUAUUGCAUUAAUUGUUAUUCAACUUAGAAGAUAUAGACGAAUACGUGGUUUACAAAACCAACAAAGUCACGAUAGUAGAGAUGUACUCAAUGAGAGCUAA